AUGGAACAAACAAGUGCAUUGGAUUUAUCAGUGAGUGUGGAAGGAAUAAAACUGAAGGAUUCAUUAAUGAUAGAAGCGAAUGAAGAACAGAUAGCAGCAUCACCAAAUUUGUUAAUCCAAGGAGUAGAUGCUAAACGAAAAUUACAGCACGUUGUAUCUCCAAAAAAAAAGUGGUUGCAAAGACAUAUGAUGAAUGAUUGCGAUGAAAAGCUGCAUGGUUGCAUGGAAGGCACGGAAAUUUUCUCUCGAUCAUCGGAUUUCGAAAGGCAUUUGAUAAAUCAUAAGGAUAAAAAGGUGUACAAUUGUUUGAAAUGCAGAAAAAAUUUCUCUCAAUCAGCGAAUUUGAAAAGACAUAUGAGGAUUCAUACCGGUGAAAGACCGUACCGUUGUUCCGUAUGCGAAAGAAGUUUCACCCGUACAGAUGGUUUGCAAAUUCAUAUGUUGACCCAUACCGGCGAAAAGCCGAACUGUUGUUCCGUAUGUGGAAAGAAUUUCUCUCACCCAUCGGUUUUGAAAAGACAUAUGAAGAUUCAUACCAAUAAAAAACCGCACUGUUGUCCUAUAUGCAGAAAAAGUUUCACCGGAAGACGAACUUUGAAUAAUCAUAUGCUAAUCCAUACAGGUGAAAAAGCGCACGGUUGUUCCGUAUGUGAGAAAAGGUUUUCUCGAAAAAGUGAUUUGAAUAGGCACAUGAAAAGUUAUCACAAAAAGAAUUUCCCUUCUGAUUGGACUGCAUGCAAUUAA
Cercopithifilaria johnstoni is the source of this 744-nucleotide messenger RNA. The record is from the annotation of a GenBank genome assembly. Lineage: Eukaryota; Metazoa; Nematoda; Chromadorea; Rhabditida; Onchocercidae.